Lodderomyces pseudojiufengensis is the source of this 990-nucleotide messenger RNA. Its product is annotated as RDH2. The coding region runs from base 1 to 990 and encodes 329 amino acids. The record is from RefSeq and is a predicted model, not a curated record. The transcript has a single exon. Lineage: Eukaryota; Fungi; Ascomycota; Pichiomycetes; Serinales; Debaryomycetaceae.
AUGACAGAAGUGAAGAUUCCAUCAAAGUUUUUUCAAAAUUGGAAAGAAAUUUUACAAGGUUUAUAUCCAGGUAAGCCUAAUUUUACAGAAGAUAAAUGGCCCAAGGAUUUAGAUGACAAAGUAUUAAUUAUAACUGGAGGUAAUGCUGGAAUUGGGUUUGAAGUAGUUAAAAAGUUAUUUGAAAAUACAAAUAUUAAAAUUUAUAUUUUUGCAAGGAAUGAAGAAACAACUAAAUCAAAAAUUAAUGAAUUAAUUAAAGAAAAUAAAACAAAAUCGAAUCAAUUAAAUUUUAUACGAGUAGAUUUAGCAGAUCUUACCACAAUAAAACCUGCAGUGGAUGAAUUUUUAAAAUUAGAAAAAAGAUUAGAUAUUAUUAUUCAUAAUGCUGGAGUAAUGAUGCCUAGAAAAGGUGAAUUUACAAAACAAAAUUUUGAAUUACAACUUGGUGUAAAUUGUAUUGCUCCAUUUUUAUUACAACAUUAUUUAAAUCCUAUACUUAUAUCAACUUCAAAUUUAUCAAAAUCUACUUCAUGUAGAAUAGUUUGGGUUGCAUCAACUGCACAUUUUUGGGCACCUGAACAUGGAUUAUACUUUCCAGAUCCAAAUUUUAAAACCACAAAUGAACCAAGUAAUUUAACAAUAUAUUCUCAAUCUAAAGCAAUUUCAAUUAUUAUAGCAAAACAAUGGUCAUUACAUCAUAAAAAUAGUUCAGUGAUUAGUGUUGCUUUAUGUCCUGGAUAUUUAAAAACUGGUUUAAGUAGAAAUUUAAAUAAGAUUGAGAAUUUUUUUGGUGAUUUGAUAACUCAUGAUAGUUCUUUAGGUGCAUAUACUGAAAUAUAUGCUGCAUUAAGUCCAGAUGUUGAAAAUGGUGAUUAUAUAAUUUCAUUUGGUAAGAAGGGGAAUUGUAGGACAGAUUUGAAUGAUGUUGAAAAUAGUGAAAAAGUUUGGAACUAUCUUGAAGAACAAAUUGAACCAUAUAUCAGCAAAUAG